This is a messenger RNA of Talaromyces rugulosus, 1740 nucleotides long. RefSeq lists its product as uncharacterized. The transcript is spliced from 5 exons. Gene Ontology annotation, biological process: transmembrane transport. Gene Ontology annotation, molecular function: transmembrane transporter activity. The coding region runs from base 1 to 1740 and encodes 579 amino acids. The record is from RefSeq and is a predicted model, not a curated record. NCBI's taxonomy places the organism in Eukaryota, Fungi, Ascomycota, Eurotiomycetes, Eurotiales, Trichocomaceae.
AUGCCAGAAGUCGACGAGAUCCAAGCCGCCUCAACAUCGACUCAAGCGAUACAGGUCGAUACGAAAACAAUGCCUGUUCCCCCGCACAAUGACUCGGAAGCCACACUGCAAGGCAUUGCCGAGCAGGAGGACGACAUGAUGCACGAGGCAGUACAGGAACGAUACCAGAAUCCGUCUUCGUAUCGGUUUCGGCGAAUAGCGUCCAAAACUCUCGUCUCGUUCGGCCCAGGUGACCCCGAGGACCCGGUCAACUGGGGAAAGGGCAAGAAAAUGUUCGUUCUUUGCUCCGGUAUGAUGCAAGUAAUGAAUAGCACCAUCGGGUCUUCUCUUCCUAGCGGUGCUAUCCAGUACAUUGCCAAAUACUUUGAUAUUGUUGACGAGGAGAAGCUCGUUCUUCCAAUUUCGCUCUUCCUAGUCGGAUAUGUCCUAGGCCCACUUCUAUACGGUCCGCUAUCAGAGCAGUAUGGUCGUCGAUGGCCACUGGUCAUUGGAUAUAUACUGUUCUGUUUCUUUUCCUUGGGCUGCGCGUUGGCUCCCUCCUUUCCCGCCUUGCUAGUGCUUAGACUCCUCAAUGGCAUGGCGGCUGCCGCUCCCAUUUCUAUUAUAAGUGGUGUCUACGCUGACAUCAAUGACGACCCAAUCCAACGCGGAAGAACGAUGGCAUGGUUCAUGUCUUGUACAGCCGUGGGCCCUAUCAUCUCGCCAUUCAUGUCCGGCUUCAUCUCCACGGUCAAUUGGCGUUGGGCCUUUUGGUUGGGCCUCAUUAUUGCCGGAGCCUCGUUCCCAUGUGUUUUGUUUUUCCCAGAGACGUACGGUCCCGUUUUGUUGCAGCGUCGUGCACGCAAAUUGCGCAAAGAAACUGGUAACAAAGGCAUCGUCGCGCCCUUGGAUCUCAUGCCCCAUGAUCUACGGGCCACUUUGACGGUCACUUUGACCAGGCCACUGCGCAUGAUCCUGAACGAGUACAUGGUGUCAUUGACCUGCUUCUACCUUGCCUUGGCAUAUGCAAUUUUCUAUCUGUAUUUUCAAGCGUACCCAUUGAUAUUCGAAGGGAUCUACGGCAUGAGCCCCGGUAUUGCCGGCCUGACGUACCUGCCAAUUUCUCUUGGAUGCUUCAUUGCCUGCGGAAUAUUCAUAUGGUACGACGGCUACCUCGAGCGAGCAAAGGCUCGCGGUGCGGCUUGGGCACAUAACGAAGACUACCGCCGCUUGCCACUCGCCUGCAUCGGCGGACCGCUCUAUGUGGUCUCGCUGUUCUGGCUUGGCUGGACAGCAUCGCCCAAUAUCCACUGGGCUGUGCCGAUGACGUCGGGCGUCAUGUUCGGUCUUGCUUAUGAAUUGAUCUUCAUGGCCAUGCUGAACUAUCUCUCCGACGCAUACGAGACUUUUGCAGCCAGUGCACAAUCCGCGUCGAGCUGCUGCCGGAGCAUUUUCGGCGCUGUUCUGCCCCUGGCCGCGAAACCUAUGUUCAACCAUGUGGGAAUCAACUGGGGAUGCAGCAUUAUUGCAUUUAUCAGCUUGGGGGUGUCUGUCAUCCCCUUUGCGUUCAUAUACUACGGAAAGACGAUUCGACAGAACAGUAAAAUGUGUCAACAUCUGAAGAUGCUGAAGGAAGAGGAAAGACGGGCCUGGGCGGAGGAAGAUGCUGCUCAUGCUUCUGCCGCUGAUCCAAACGCAGACGUUGAGAAAGGCCCGUCUGUUAGGGAUAGUGAGGAGGUCACAGAAAAGCACCUCCAGUAA